UACCCGACGGCGGCGGCGGCGGCGGCGGCCGUCUCUCGACCGUCCGUCGUUCGUGCUCGUUCCUGGUCGGUCAGUACCAGUCAGUACGCGUAGUCGGUACGGUGCGCGUGGUUCUCGGGGUUGGCUCGCGCAUGAAUGCACGCAAACCGUUCGCUCUCCGUCACUCUCCCCAUCUCGCGUCGUCACCCUCCUUCGCGGCGAGACGGAUCAGCUCUGCAUAGUAUGACUGACUCCCAAAUCGAGAUGCAUUACACGGAUUACACCCCGCCGACGUCGGACACCAUCCAGACGAAGCCGUUCCCGAUACGAGGUGAACGUGCGAAUUUCGUGAACAAGCCUCAUGUGAUUGCGAUGGUCGGGCUGCCGGCUCGCGGCAAGACCUACAUAUCCAAGAAGCUGUGCCGAUAUCUCAAUUGGAUCGGCAUCAACACGAAGGUCUUCAACCUGGGCGAGUACAGGCGGCACGCCACCACGGCCUAUCAAUGCCACGACUUCUUCCGUCCCGACAACAUAAAGGCCAUGGCGAUACGCACGCAGUGCGCAAAGGACGCUUUGAACGACGUGUGCCAGUGGCUGGAGAGCGGCGACGGCGAGGUGGCCGUCUUCGACGCCACCAAUUCGACGGUCGAGAGACGCCAGCUUAUACGCGACAUCGUCGUAUGCCAGAUGGGCUUCAAGCUCUUCUUCGUCGAGUCGGUGUGCAAUGAUCCGGAGAUCGUCGAGCAGAAUAUUAUGGAAGUAAAAGUCAGUAGUCCGGAUUACGCGAAUAUGAAGAAGGAGGAUGUGCUCGCGGAUUUCAUGCUGCGAAUCGAGCACUAUCAGGAGAAAUACCAGCCGUUGGACGAGGAGCGCGAAAGCGACCUGUCGUUCAUGAAAAUAUACAACACUGGCGAGAAGGUGCUGGUCCAUAAGCACGAAGGCCAUAUACAAAGUAGAAUAGUUUACUAUCUUAUGAACAUUCAUAUUGUGCCACGCACGAUUUACUUGACCAGACACGGUGAGAGCCUGAUGAACAUCGAUGGCAGGAUAGGCGGCGAUUCGGACUUGAGCGAGCGGGGACAUGAAUAUGCCAAGGCAUUAGCAGAAUAUAUCAGUAAUCAGAACAUACAGGGUUUAAGAGUUUGGACUAGCUGGCUGAAGAGAACCAUUCAGACCGCGGUUGAUGUAAAGGCACCGCAGGAAAGGUGGAAGGCUCUCAACGAAAUUGACGCCGGUAUUUGUGAAGAGAUGAGUUAUGAAGAAAUCGCCUCGAAAUAUCCUACGGACUUUGCCGCGAGAGAUCAAAACAAAUUCUCGUAUCGUUAUCCAAGAGGGGAGAGUUACGAAGAUCUCGUUGCACGACUGGAGCCCGUGAUAAUGGAGCUGGAACGUCAGGGUAACGUUUUAGUCGUCUGUCAUCAAGCGGUCAUACGGUGUUUACUCGCGUACUUCUUGGACAAAAAUGCAGAUCAAGGUCUUCCUAUUUCAGAUGAAUUACCGUACUUAGAAGUACCUUUGCAUACCAUUGUGAAAUUAACACCGGUCGCCUACGGCUGCAAGAUGGAAAAGAUUCACCUGCCGAUAGACGCCGUGGACACUCAUCGGCCGAAACCAAAGAUCCCGGGAUAUCUAGACGAGCAAUUCCGAGGGAAGGGGAAGCUACUACGCACGUGAUAACAACGAAUUUCGUAAAGCACGACGCAGCUAUUCCCUACCGUUGAUAUACCGAGACACUGAAGCAGCAUAGAUUCGGCAGCUGGCUGCCGCCCGCCCCUUCUCGCGUACGUGAAUCAGCGCGCAUCCGAGCCCUUUUCUUCCUACACGUGUCAAAAAGCGAGCUAGAGACGAAGCGCGAUCGACGGUGUGCCCUAUGAAAAGCCCAUAGGGCACGAGUGGAAGAUCCUCCGCGACGACGCAGGUUCCGUGCGACGAUCGCAUACACGCUGCGGCGCGUGUGUUUUGUGAUUUUUAUAUUUUUUGAUUGGCGUUUAGGUAGGUAGCGAGAAGAACAUAUUGUGAUACAGGGAUGAUCGUCGACGAGAAGAGCCUGAUGAACGUGUGUAUAACGCGUUUUUUAGACGACAAGAUUGAUUUUUCUAGACAAGCGUAUGGACUCGCGCGUGUGUCCUUCGACCAGUGCGCGCCUUGAAGUAUUUGCUUCUUGCCGGAGAAAAGUAUAUUGUCUGACAGACAAUAUACUUACACGAUGUUUACAUGUGGUUCCACAACAGAAUCCUAUGUAUCCCUUUCUCGUUCGGCAGAUACUUCGAAGCGCUCUCGCGAAUCUGAAAGCAGAUUUUUCUUCUCUUUUUUUUUUUACAUCCAUAUUUCAAACAUCUUGAAAAUUGUCGGAUGCUUAGAGACUUCCAGGAGGCGGAUCCAAGUAUCGUAAAAUUGUGACGUUGAUAAUAAUACACUCGACUACGUAAAGGUAUUCGAGACAUAUAGUACAAUACCUUAGAUUGUGCGAUAAAUACUUCCGAUUCAAGCUAACGAACACGUUACAAUUCAGUCCGUUGUCUAACAUAUACGUUGCGAUCUUGUAUAUUAAGUAGCUGAAUUACGGAUUUCGAUUAUGGAUAUGUAUCUCGCUCGAUGAGAAACAUAUAUAUAAUAAAUAACACAUGCAAUUUUA
Temnothorax curvispinosus is the source of this 2614-nucleotide messenger RNA. RefSeq names its product 6-phosphofructo-2-kinase/fructose-2,6-bisphosphatase 1-like (gene Pfrx). Gene Ontology annotation, molecular function: ATP binding; fructose-2,6-bisphosphate 2-phosphatase activity; 6-phosphofructo-2-kinase activity. Bases 136 to 1653 code for a protein of 505 amino acids. The transcript has 7 exons. NCBI's taxonomy places the organism in Eukaryota, Metazoa, Arthropoda, Insecta, Hymenoptera, Formicidae. The record is from RefSeq and is a predicted model, not a curated record. Gene Ontology annotation, cellular component: cytosol. Gene Ontology annotation, biological process: fructose metabolic process; fructose 2,6-bisphosphate metabolic process.